AUGCAGUCAUCAAAGUCUUUAACAAUAAGUGAAGACUGUUUGGUAUUAAACAUAUGGACACCAAAUGCGGGCAAUAAUAACACAAACAAAUCACAGCUCAAACCCAUCAUGUUUUGGAUAUAUGGCGGGGCUUUUGUACGAGGGUCAAUUUUUUUUGAGUCAUACAACGGGUCCAUUUUGGCCACACAUGAUGUGGUGAUUGUGUCCACAAACUAUAGGUUAGGACAGUUUGGGUUCCUAUACGGGGAUCGGGAGGACGCGCCCGGAAAUGUCGGCUUUUAUGACCAGUUAUUGGCUCUCAAAUGGGUUAGAGAAAACAUCCACUCAUUUGGCGGAGAUAGGGAUCAGAUCACCAUUUUUGGUGAGAGCGCUGGCAGUCGGUCCGUAUCGGCGCACAUACUCUCCCCGUUAUCUAAAGGCCUAUUCAAGAGGGCUAUACUGGAGAGCGGCGCCCAUCUGUUCAAUAAGGAUAGGGACGUGCAGUCAAAAGCUGAGUCCAUAGCACAGGGCAUACAAAUGGCACAACACGUUAAUUGUAGCCAAACUGUGCAUUGGUUGCAAUGUUUGCGAAACAUUAGCGCCGAAGAUAUGCUAAAACUAUCGACAAAAGUGAUAUCAUUCCCGAUAUUAGGCACAGAAUUUCUACCAAUUAGUGCUAAAAAUGCAUUUAAAACUCAACAAUUGAACUCGGAUAUAGACAUACUGUCCGGCAUUACCCGUACGGAGGGCUCAAUACUGGCCGUACAGUACAACUACACCAACAUUAAAACCAUCGAUGACUUUAAGACAUAUAUCAGGGCAGCGGAGAAACGAUACCAUGGAUUAGUUGCUGAUAAAGUGGCCGACUUUUACCUUAAUGGUGUCGACAUCGGUAGCCCACCAGCCCUUCAAUGGGCUUUUUAUCAAUUUUUUGGUGAUUUACUUAUGGGUUGUCCGACAUAUUUAUUCACUAAACAUAUGGCCGCUAUUAACCUACAAAACAACCAUAAUGUAUAUUUCUAUCGUCUGGAUUAUCAAAGCCAAACACAGGCCAUUGCCAGGGGCUGUAACGAAAGCACCAUGGGCAUUUGUCACGGCGCUGAUCUAUCAUUUGUAUUUGGUAUACCAUAUACUGAUUUGAUUGGUUAUACUCCUAUGGACAGGGAGUUUAGCACUGAUAUUAUGAAUAUGUGGACCACGUUUGCAAAAACUGGGUAA
Molecule: messenger RNA, 1197 nt
Organism: Medioppia subpectinata
Lineage: Eukaryota; Metazoa; Arthropoda; Arachnida; Sarcoptiformes; Oppiidae
Source: the annotation of a GenBank genome assembly